GUGUGUCCGCUCGACGUGCCCUCUUCUCAUACGCCCCCUCACAAAAACGCCGUACAGACGCGAAAAACUACCCUCGCAAUAGUUUUCCUCUGAGUGCAGUGCGGGUUGUCUAGCCCAAAGGAGAAGAGCGAAAAAAGGACCACCGGGUGACCAUGUCGUCUGCCGACAGACGACGAGCAUGCUGGCGGUUUGUGUGCCGGUUGUUAAGUUUGUUGUUCGUCUUGUCGGCGUCCGUCGGCUCCGUGCACGGCACCGACUUGAAUGUCUUCCCCUUCGUGCAAUAUGUAUCACACCCUGUGCACAUCACCGUGCGGCCUCGCAAUCAGCAGGUGAAAGCGGGUGGCGUCGCCUCAUUGCUAUGCAGAGCGGAGGGCGAUCCGGCGCCGCAGGUCAUGUGGCGGAAAAACAACAAGCGGCUGGUCGGGCCCCUGCCGGCCAGGUACCAGGUCAUCGAGUUCCCGCCGCCAGGCGGAGGAGCCCUCCUCAGAAUCGAGCCCGUCCGCGCCGGCAGGGACGAGGCCACCUACGAGUGCGUCGCCAUGAACGACGUCGGCGACGCCGUCACCGCCGAAGCUGUCCUCUCCGUCUACGAAUUUGAAAAAGCGCCCGACGGCUUUCCGAGAAUCAUCCAAGCGCCGACAACUAAGGUCGUGGAAGUCGGACACACGGCGGUGCUGCAGUGCGAGGUCGGUGGUGACCCUGAACCCAGGGUCUACUGGAUGAAGGAUUUCGUUCCCAUUGACAUGGCCGAUCAAAGGUUCACCAUUUUGCCGCAAGGAAGCCUCCAGGUGAGCAACAGCCAAGAAGCGGACCAAGGAAAGUAUGAAUGUGUUGCAGAAAAUGAACAGGGCACUGAAUAUUCACAUGCCAUCAUGCUUUACGUCAAAGUUCGCCGAGUGCCUCCCCAAUUCACAAUUCCGCCACCGUCGGUUCUCGAAGUCCUUCUUGGGGGUAGUUUGAACAUCACGUGCGUAGCCGUGGGUUCGCCGAUGCCGUCGGUUCAGUGGCGGAAAACAAACAGUCCGGACGUUUUCAUCACCGGCCCUUCCAGUCUCGCCACAACCUCGACCACCCCUGCUCAAGAGCUGUCCUUUCAAGGAGGUGAGGACAGGUCGCCGUUGCCCAUAGGUAGGAGCAUCCUUGAACUGGAAGACGUCAGGGAGACGGACAAUUACACAUGCGUGGCCAAGAGUCCAUUGGCGACGAUCGAAUCAACAACGACGGUGAAAGUUUUAUCUCUGCCAGUGGCGCCAGUGUCACUAAUGAUUUCGGAAAUCGGUGCCACCUCGGCCAGACUGAGCUGGUCGUACCCGAAAGAAGAGGACCCGCAGUUCUUCGUCUUGCAAUACAAACCGCGAACCGCAACCAAUCAGGCGUACUCGGAAAUUAGCGGCAUCAUCACCAGGUUCUACACCGUGCGUGGCCUUUCGCCCUUCACCGAGUAUGAGUUUCACGUCUCGGCUUUCAACAAUAUCGGCCGUGGACCGACGAGCAAACCAGUAACGGCAACCACAGGCGAAACAGUCGAUUCACUCCAGGGCAACGCAAAAGGCGGUUCGGUGCCGAAGAACGUGCAGGUCCGGCCGCUCAGCUCGAGCACAAUGGUCAUUCAGUGGGAAGAGCCCGAAACGCCGAACGGCCAAAUAACAGGCUAUAAAGUUUAUUACACCGAAUCGCCGAAUUUGCCUUUGAGCCAGUGGCGCUCGCAGGUGGUGGAUAACAACCAGCUGACCACCAUUAGCGAACUCACCCCUCACAGCAUUUAUACCAUCAGAGUGCAGACCCUAACUAACGUUGGCCCGGGACCUUUGUCGUCGGCUGUGCUCGUCAAAACUCAGCAAGGAGUUCCGUCGCAGCCGACAAAUCUCGACGCCAGCGAAAUAGGUGAAAAUUCUGUCAAGCUGCAAUGGGGUCGACCUGUCAUCGCCGGCGAACACCUCACUGCCUACGAUCUGUACUGGAACGACACAUACACAAAGGAACGGCAUCAUAGACGCCUUCCAAUUUCCGACAGUUAUGAGCUGACCGGCUUGGUUCCUGACACGGUAUAUCAUGUCUCAUUGGCAGCAAGGUCUCAAAGGGGUGAAGGGGCGACUACCAGCCCGUUGGUUGUGAAAACGCCACCCUACGCUGUAGUGACAGCCGCCGCGGUCAACCUGAGCGUCGUGAACGCCGAGGCGCGGAAGCUGCAUCUGUCAUGGGGCGCCGCGGCGUCGCCGCCGGGCGUUGUCUACCGCGUGGUGGCCCGCGAGGAGGACUCGGCGGCCACCGAGGUUGUCACGCACACCAGCGGCAAGGAGGCGGUGCUGCAGGGGUUGAGUCCAGGUACGACGUACCUCAUUUCCGUCACGGCCACCCUCAAGGGCAGGGUGGGAAAGGCGUCCGAGCCGAUCAAGGCCACCACCUUCGACGACACGUACCAGUCAGGCGAGUUCUACAUGCCAGGACCUCCGCAGGGCGUCAAGGUGUUGCCAGUGAACAUUUCUUGUCUGCAAGUUUGGUGGCGGCCGCCGCUGGACACGGAGCGGCGGGAGUUGAUCAAGGCUUACAAGAUUACCGUCAAAGAAGUGCUUCCUGAGGGACAAGAAAAUCUUUUCCUCGAGCCGGUGGUGUUUGAAGUGCCGAGCUUAAAGUUGGAACUGACCUCGGGGGGUGGCGAACUCAACGUGACGGGGCUGCAGCCCAACACCGAGUACGCCGUGCAGGUGUCGGCGCUGACGAGGCGCGGCGAGGGUGAAAAGAGCAAGGCGGUGAUGGGCACCACUCCCGGCGGGGUGCCCAACAAACCCACGCUUGAGAUAAGGUUGCUGGACGAGGGCGAAGGGGUUGGCGUCGGCGUCGAGCUCGAGUGGUCAAAGCCGAGCAACCCUCACGGCGAACUGCUCGGCUACAGACUGCGGUACGGCGCCCGCCAGGACGAUCAACACGAAGGAGGUCAACCGCUGCUUUACACCGAGGAGGAUAUUGUUGGCGCGCACACCUUGCAGCACCGGGUCCAGGGAUUAGAGCACGGAACCUUAUUUGAAUUUCGUCUGGCCGGCGUUACCGCUGCGGGUGCAGGUCAAGAGGCGGUGGUGCGUCUUCCAACGCCCGAAGGCGCUCCGGCCGGUCCGCCGACGAACUUGAGCGUCGAGUUCCAGACGCCGGACGUGGUCGCCUUGAUGUGGUUCCCUCCGGUGGCGAACCUGCGUCGCGGCAGGGUGCUCAGGUACACGGCGCAGCUGUACAAAGUGGAGGACCACUCGGCGCCGGUCGGUGAACGCAACGUGACCGUGCCAAAGGCCGUGUUCGUUGGUCUCGAGGAAAACACCGAGUACUCGUUCCACGUGCGGGCCUUCACCAUCAGGGGCGCGGGCCCGCCCAGCGACAGGUUGAUCGUCAAGACGGACAGGGACGCGGUGAGGGCCCCGCUGGCGGUCAGUGCCCUCGCCACCUCCGACGCCAGCGUUGAAGUGUGGUGGGAACCUGUGCCCAGCAGGAACAAGGUCAUUGGAUACCAGGUUUUUUACACAAUGACGGCGGUGGAGGACCUGGACGAGUGGCAGCACAAAUCGGUGCCAGUCACCGAAUCUGCCGAGCUGACGAACCUGGAAAAGUUCGCGCAGUACGCCGUGGCUGUGGCUGCCAGAACGCGAACCGGGCUCGGCAAGUUGUCUGAGAAAGUGACAGUCAAAGUGAAACCAGAAGACGUGCCGCUGAAUUUACGUGCUCACGACGUCAGUACGCACAGCAUGACGCUCUCGUGGUCGCCACCUAUCAGACUCAACCCGCAGAGUUACAAGGUUUCGUAUGACGCAUCGAAGGAGUUUGUGGACUCUCAAGGAAUCACUCAGGUGCAACUGGUGCCGCGGCGCAGCAUCGUGCUCGACUCUUCCGCGCGCUCGCACACAAUCAACGAACUGUCCCCGUUCACCACUUACAACGUCAAUUUGAGCGCGAUUCCCGCCGACGGUGCGUACCGGCCGCCGAUCAGAAUAACAGUGACCACCCAAAUGGCCGCCCCGCAGCCAAUGGUGAAGCCAGAUUUUUACGGCGUUGUCAGUGGAGAGGAAAUUCAAGUCAUUCUUCCCCAGGCGUCCGAAGAGUACGGACCCAUUAGCCAUUACUACUUGAUCGUGGUGCCCGACGAUCACGACAAUGCCCAUAAACACCCUGACCAGUUUCUCACAGAUGAGGUGAUAUCAAAUUCAAGAAAGCCAAGCGAGUUCAAGCCGUACGCUCCUUACGUGGCGGCCAAAUUUCCCCAGAGAAACAUUCCCUACACGUUCCACCUCGGAAAUGGCGCCGCUUAUGAUGGAUUUGUGAACAAACCUCUGGAACGGGGCAAGAAGUACCGAAUUUUCGUCAGAGCCGUGGUUGACACGCCGCAAAAGCACUUGUACACGUCGAGCCCAUUUUCUGAGCCACUCGCCCUGGACAUGCGGGAGGUGCCGCCCGGAGAACCACCAAGGAGACCCAACCCCAACGUGCCGGCAGAGACGUCCGCAGACGUGUCUGUCAACAGGAGUUUGGAGGAAGCUGGACUGCUAUGGAUCAUCGGCCCUGUCGUCGCUGCUGCUUUUCUUUCGCUCUGUCUCUUAUCACUCUUGCUAAUGAGAAGCAGACGGAGACAGCCGUGCAAGCAGCAAGACCAGUCAGCGGCCAGUCGGCCUCUGAUGGCCAACAACUCGGACCACAACUCGGCGCCGGUCUCUUGCAACGCGAACGGCGCCCGGGAGGCUCAAAGCAACGGCCAGCAGCCGUGUCCACCAACCCCCAACGAUCCUGUCCAGCUCAGAAGACUGCACUUCAAAACGGCCGCCAUGGUGGCCCAUCCGCCGGUGCCCAUGGCCCAACUCGCCCAACAUAUCGAAAGUCUUCGCUCGGAUGACAAUUUGCGAUUUUCGCAGGAAUACGAGAGCAUCGAGCCCGGUCAGCAGUUCACGUGGGACCACUCGAGUUUAGAAGUGAACAAGCCCAAGAACCGAUAUGCUAAUGUGAUCGCGUACGACCACUCGCGGGUCGUGCUGCAACUCGAGAACGGCGAGCAGGGCAGCGACUACAUCAAUGCAAAUUUCUGCGACGGAUAUCGGAAACACAACGCCUACGUUGCCACUCAGGGGCCACUUCACGACACUUUUGGCGAUUUCUGGCGCUUGGUUUGGGAGCAGAAAACCGCGAGCAUCGUCAUGAUGACGCGACUGGAGGAGAGAGCGAGAAUCAAAUGCGACCAGUAUUGGCCUACCAGAAGCACUGAAACUUACGGUCCAGUCACAGUGAACACAAUUGACGUCCAAGAAUUGGCUACUUACUGCAUUCGCACAUUCCACGUAACUAGGGCUGGUAGCACAGAAACGAGAGAAGUGCGCCAAUUCCAAUUCACCGCCUGGCCCGACCACGGCGUUCCCGAGCAUCCCGCUCCAUUCCUUAUGUUUUUACGCAGAAUCAAAAGUUUGAACCCUACUGGCGCAGGGCCUAUCAUAGUACACUGCAGCGCUGGCGUGGGCAGAACUGGUUGUUUUAUCGUGAUCGACUCAAUGCUAGAGAGAAUGAAGACUGAAGCCACAAUCGACAUUUACGGCCACGUCACCUGCCUGAGGGCGCAGCGCAACUACAUGGUGCAGACUGAGGAGCAGUACAUUUUUAUCCACGAGGCACUACUCGAGGCUGCCCAGUGCGGCUCGACUGAAAUCACGGCCCGAAACUUGCACCCACACUUAGCCACAAUUAGUCAACUCUUGCCAGGAGAUAAUCUGACCAAAUUGCAGCUGGAAUUCAAAGCCCUGAGUCAGUCGUCUUUUUGCGCCAACUCGGAGCGAUUUUCCUCAGCCAGUUUGCCGAUUAACGCCUGUAAAAACCGACUGAUGCACGUUCUGCCGCUUGAAAACUCGAGGGUGUGUUUGUCCCCCGUGAGAGGGGUGGACGGCUCGGACUACAUCAACGCCAGUCUGGUCGACGGCUACCGCUACAGGGCUGCCUACAUCGCCACUCAGGGGCCCCUGCCCAACACGGCGGCCGACCUGUGGCGGAUGCUCUGGGAGUACAACUCGACCAUCGUUGUCAUGCUCACCAAACUCAAAGAAAUGGGCCGAGAAAAGUGUCAUCAGUAUUGGCCAAGCGACAGGUCGGUUCGUUACCUGAAUUUUGUGGUCGACCCCCUGGCAGAGUACAACAUGCCCCAGUACAUUCUCAGAGAAUUUAAGGUCACGGAUUCGAGAGAUGGACAAUCACGCACAGUCAGACAAUUCCAGUUCAUCGAGUGGCCUGAGCAGGGAGUGCCCAAGUCCGGCGAGGGCUUCAUUGAAUUCAUAGGCCAAGUGCACAAAACCAAAGAGCAGUUCGGACAGGAAGGGCCUAUCACAGUUCACUGCAGCGGGGGUGUUGGAAGGACUGGAGUUUUCAUCGCCCUCAGCAUAGUUUUGGAAAGAAUGCAAUACGAAGGAGUCGUCGACCUUCUACAGACUGUCAGAAUUUUGCGCACACAAAGACCAGCAAUGGUUCAAACUGAGGAGCAAUAUGAAUUCUGCUAUCGGGCUGCCCUCGAGUAUUUAGGUUCUUUCGACCAUUAUGCGGCUUGACAAGAUCUGGCUGAGAGAAGGUUGUGGUAAAAUCUGAAUAAAAAUUAUAUCAUCCAACAUCAAAUAAUGGGCCACGUUGGCUCGUAUUUUAAAGAGAUGUGAUAAUAGUUAAGAGAGAAAUGCAAUUAUAUAUAAAAAGCUGUACAUAGAACUGAGGAGUGAGAAUGAUUUGAAUUUUGUGUCUUUGAGGAAACUGAGGGAUGUUCUUGGGCAGAUGUGUACAAUUUAGGAAGAUAAAAAUUAAAUUGAUCAGUGGGUAAAAUGUCUACAACUGAAUUAAUAACUUUUCUAUCUAUGGCUGCGUUUUCAUUGCCAGUUUGAUGUUCGGGAGUAAAAUAAAAAUAUCACUUGCAAAAAUUCAAAUGUCUGAAUGUGAUUUAGGAUGGGAACUACCAGUGUCAGUCCGUAAAUAUCAUAUAUGGUGUAAAGCA
Molecule: messenger RNA, 6988 nt
Organism: Neocloeon triangulifer
Lineage: Eukaryota; Metazoa; Arthropoda; Insecta; Ephemeroptera; Baetidae
Product: tyrosine-protein phosphatase Lar-like
Exons: 34
Coding region: 153-6557 (2134 amino acids)
Biological process (GO): protein dephosphorylation
Molecular function (GO): protein binding; protein tyrosine phosphatase activity
Source: RefSeq, a predicted model, not a curated record